Molecule: messenger RNA, 669 nt
Organism: Macrosiphum euphorbiae (potato aphid)
Lineage: Eukaryota; Metazoa; Arthropoda; Insecta; Hemiptera; Aphididae
Source: the annotation of a GenBank genome assembly
AUGUUUUAUUCCAACAAAACUUCUAAGAAUAUAGCAAUAAUCCGUUUACAGAGACAAGUAACAACAACAACUGACUGGAUUUUAAAAUGGCGUCUUAAACUUAACACCCAGAAAACAGUUUCAGUACUCUUCGGGAGUAGCCGAAAUGCGCCCAAACGCCAAAUCAAAAUUCAAGAUACCCCAAUUACUUGGAAAAACCGCGCUACUUACCUCGGUGUCGUCCUCGACAAACCACUUCGGCUUCACCAACACGUGAAAUCUUGCGUUCACAGGGCCAAACAAACCAGAGCUGCACUAUACCCAAUUUUAAAUAGUAAAUCCCGAAUACCAAUGUCAACCCGUCUCACCAUAUACAGGAUAUACAUAAGGCCAAUUCUUCUAUACGUUGCUACAGCAUGGGGCCCACUAAUAAGCGAGUCAAAUUGGAGGAAUAUCGAGGCUGUCCAAAACGUGGCUAUUCGAACAAUCACUAGUGCCCACUUCCUCACCAGGAACAAUAAAAUUCUCCACCCGCCCAUCAGUUCCAUCCGCAGUGAAGUAGAGAGAGCUACAAAAAUAUUCCUGCAUCGAAACUCUCAAUCGUCAUUCUCUCACAUAAGGGAGCUAGGUACAUUACCCGCCCCUCAAAUAAUUUCACGCCGUCCUCGACCUCUAACAUUUACACAAUAA